AUGGAAGAGACCGAACCUCCCUUCACCUCUACAAUUAUGAGUGAGAUGAUGCCGCAGAGGUUCCAGAUACCUCCCGUCAUCCAAUAUUCUGGGUCUGGCGAUCCGUCUGAGCACGUAGAGGCUUAUCGCUCGUGGAUGCAAAUCCAGACAGCAACGGAUGCAAUGAUGUGCAGGGGUUUUUCAAUCACGCUCACUGAAUCCGCUCGGAAGCUCAGCAGAUUAUUCCUUACCCAAUUUAUAAGUGGUAAGAAGAGUCGGAAGCUGACUACUCAUUUAUUCACCAUCAAGCAGGGGCCUAAAGAUUCGUUGAAAGACUUUAUCGCCCGAUUCAACGAGGAAGCAUUGCAGGUGGAGGACUACGAUGACAAGAUGACACUCUCCGCCAUGUUCAAUGGCCUGAAAGAGGGGAAGUUCACCUUCUCCAUUGGAAAAGCCAAACUCAUCACUAGAGCUCAAAAAUAUACUAAUGUCGAGGAGUUCUCCAACUCCAACAAAAACGUUCAAGUAGUAGAGCCACUAAACAAAGGGAAGAGGCAGAGGAACGAAGAACCUCAGUCAUCCGCUAAGAAGUCCGACGACCGCGUUCCUCGCGAUCGUCUUCUGAGCAGGAAGCCUGAGGGUAGAUUCUGUUCCUACACGCCCCUCAACACACCUACAGAACAAAUACUGCUGGAUAUCAGAGGCCAAAAGCUCCUGAAUUAUCCCGUUUGUAUGAAGGUCGACCCAGAUCAUCGAGACAAGUGCAAGUAUUGUUGA
This is a messenger RNA of Magnolia sinica, 756 nucleotides long. RefSeq lists its product as uncharacterized. The coding region runs from base 1 to 756 and encodes 251 amino acids. The record is from RefSeq and is a predicted model, not a curated record. The transcript is spliced from 2 exons. NCBI's taxonomy places the organism in Eukaryota, Viridiplantae, Streptophyta, Magnoliopsida, Magnoliales, Magnoliaceae.